Messenger RNA from Hypoxylon fragiforme, 1293 nucleotides. RefSeq names its product 60S ribosomal protein l15. Lineage: Eukaryota; Fungi; Ascomycota; Sordariomycetes; Xylariales; Hypoxylaceae. The transcript is spliced from 3 exons. Gene Ontology annotation, cellular component: ribosome; cytosolic large ribosomal subunit. The coding region runs from base 209 to 820 and encodes 203 amino acids. Gene Ontology annotation, biological process: cytoplasmic translation. Gene Ontology annotation, molecular function: RNA binding; structural constituent of ribosome. The record is from RefSeq and is a predicted model, not a curated record.
CUCAAUUGAAGAUUUUCGCAAACCUCACAAUUUUCCAACUUCCACACACACAACGACACACGACCAUCCAUUGUUGCAGGCCUUCAUUUCCAACCUGGUAUGUUACCCAUAUCCUUCUUGACCUUCCUAACCUUCCUAACAUUAAUCAUAAUCUUGCUUUAUUUUAAUUAGCUAACCAUUGUUCUUUCUUUUCCUCAUUACAGUCAAGAUGGGUGCCCUCAAGUACGUCGAAGAGCUUCAGAAGAAGAAGCAGUCUGAUGUUCUGCGAUUCCUCCUCCGAGUCCGCUGCUGGGAACUCCGUCAAUUGAACGUCAUCCACCGCGCGUCCCGACCUUCGCGCCCCGACAAGGCUCGCCGUCUUGGUUACAAGGCCAAGCAGGGCUAUGUCAUCUACCGUGUGCGUGUCCGCCGUGGUGGCCGCAAGCGCCCCGUUCCUAAGGGUGCCACCUAUGGCAAGCCUACCAACCAGGGUGUCAACCAGCUGAAGUACCAGCGAUCCCUCGCAGCCACUGCCGAGGAGCGUGUCGGACGUCGUUGUGCCAACUUGCGAGUCCUGAACUCGUACUGGAUCAACCAGGACUCCACCUACAAGUACUACGAGGUCAUCCUCGUCGAUCCCCAGCACAAGGCCAUCCGCCAAGAUCCUCGCAUCAACUGGAUCGUCAACCCCGUACACAAGCACCGCGAGGCUCGUGGUCUUACCGCUACCGGCAAGAAGUCCCGUGGCCUCAACAAGGGCCACCGCUACAACAAGACUCGUGCUGGUCGCAGAAAGACCUGGAAGAAGCACAACACCCUCUCUCUAUGGCGUUACAGAUAGGCGCGCACUAGAGGUGGCGGUUAGGGGACGAAUAGCAUGGUCGUGGUUAUGGGAUGGGAUGAGGUCUUUCCUCACGGUCGAUAGGGCAUGCGUAUGGCUCAUGAAUUCUGCUUGGAGUUACUCUACAUAGUCGAGCAAGGAAUGAAAAAACCCUUGCCGGGGCGAAAAGUAUUUGCUUCGUCUAACGCAAUAUCCAACGCUUUAUGGUCUUAGUGAUACCACCUAAUGAGAAGCCCAUGAAUAUAUGAAAAGACGUUAAAGUCAUUGACUGUCCCUCCAUGAACUUGAGCUAUCAUUUUUUCUUAAUUCUGACCUCUGUUAUACAUGGAAUACCGGAACUGCUAAUCGGCAAAGUGCAUGUAUACUAUUAGUAGCAUUAAAAUAAUUGAAGUCCAUACAUACCUAUCUACCUAGCCGGACGUAGAAAAGGCACCUAGAUCCACGAGCUUUAGCCCUUAGCCCGUAGCCUGGGG